AUUGUUUAUAUGCCAUAAUGAUUUUCACAUACAACAUCUAAGGACGAUAUGGUCAAUUUAUGUUACUAAUUGUUGCAAGAUGGUUGGUCAUCAUCAAAACUAUAUAGAGGAAAAAAAAAUAUGAACCUAACAGAACAAGAAGAAGAAGAAUAGCGGGCAUUUAGUAGCAACAAUGGCGAAGGAGAGUUGCAGAUGCUCGUUGGUCCCAUGUAUAAAUUCAGCAGCAUUAUUUUCACUCUCAAGGAAGCAGCAGAAGAAGAAGAAGAAGAAGAAGGAGCUGAGGAUGGAAGGUGACAUAGCUAAGAAAUGGAAGCAGCUGAGUGGAGAAGAUCACUGGAAGGGUAUCCUUGACCCUCUAGACAUUGAUCUUCGGCGUUACAUCAUACACUACGGUGAAAUGGCGCAAUCCACUUACGACGCUUUCAUCUCUCAGAAACAAUCCAAGUACGCAGGGAGCAGCAAAUUCGGAAAGAAAGAAUUUUUCUCCAAGGUGUAUUUGGAGAAUGGGAACCCCUUCAAGUAUUUAAUCACCAAGUUCUUGUACGCAACCGCCGAUGUGAAUCUACCUGAAGCCUUCAUUGUGAAGUCCUUGUCGAGGGAAGCUUGGAGCAAAGAAUCGAAUUGGAUUGGGUACAUUGCGGUGGCCACUGAUGAAGGAAAAGCGGGGCUGGGAAGAAGGGACAUCGUUGUUGCAUGGAGAGGAACCAUUCAGAGUCUAGAGUGGGUUGAUGAUUUGCAGUUUGCUUUGGUUCCUGCACCUAAAAUUUUUGGUGACAAGAGUGAUGUUAAGAUUCACCAGGGUUGGUACUCUAUUUACACUUCUCAAGAUCCUCGUUCUCCCUUCAAUAAAAUCAGUGCCAGAGACCAGGUGCUAAGUGAGGUGAAAAGGCUGGUAGAGGAAUACAAGGAGGAAGAAAUAAGCAUAACCGUAACAGGGCACAGCUUAGGUGGUGCAACGGCAACCCUGAGCGCAUUGGACAUUGUUACAAAUGGAUACAAUAAAAACGCUUCAGUGACAGCAAUUGUAUUUGCAUGUCCAAGAGUUGGUGACCCCAGUUUCCAGAAGCUCUUCAACAAUUGCAAAGAACUAAGAACCCUUCGCAUUCGAAACGAGCUAGACAUUGUUCCAAACUACCCCCUUGUCGGGUAUUCCGAUGUUGGGGAAGAGCUGACAAUUGAUACGAGGAAAUCUAAGUACUUAAGGAGUCCUGGGAACCCGUCCACGUGGCAUAAUUUGGAGGGUUACUUGCAUGGAGUGGCAGGAAGUCAUGGCAAAGGAGCUUUUAAACUUGAGGUUAAGCGUGACAUUGCGCUUGUGAAUAAGAGUGUGGAUGGUCUUAAAGAUGAGUACCUUGUUCCUCCUUCAUGGCGGGUUCAGAACAAUAAGGGUAUGGUUCAACAAUCUGACGGUUCAUGGCUGCUUAUGGAUCGUGAGCAUGAUGACUUUUGAUCAUGCAUUUCUGCUACCCUUUCAUGUCUCUCUCCGAUAUGCAAAUCAAAUAUUUAAUUUUUUUUCUUC
Molecule: messenger RNA, 1519 nt
Organism: Arachis duranensis
Lineage: Eukaryota; Viridiplantae; Streptophyta; Magnoliopsida; Fabales; Fabaceae
Product: phospholipase A1-IIgamma
Exons: 3
Coding region: 173-1450 (425 amino acids)
Biological process (GO): lipid metabolic process
Molecular function (GO): glycerophospholipid phospholipase A1 activity
Source: RefSeq, a predicted model, not a curated record